This is a messenger RNA of Aspergillus niger, 954 nucleotides long. RefSeq lists its product as uncharacterized. Lineage: Eukaryota; Fungi; Ascomycota; Eurotiomycetes; Eurotiales; Aspergillaceae. The transcript is spliced from 4 exons. The record is from RefSeq and is a predicted model, not a curated record. Gene Ontology annotation, cellular component: fatty acid synthase complex. The annotation marks the transcript as partial. Gene Ontology annotation, biological process: long-chain fatty acid biosynthetic process. Gene Ontology annotation, molecular function: fatty acid synthase activity.
UUCAAAGACAUCACACAUGAUACCAAGUCACACACAUUCCGAUCAAGCACCGGACUUCUCUCUUCUACUCAGUUUACCCAGCCAGCACUGACCCUCAUGGAGAAAGCUAUCAUUGAAGACAUGAAAGACAAGGGGCUGUUGGCAGACCACUGUAGCUUCGCUGGUCAUUCUCUGGGAGAAUACUCUGCAUUGGCAGCAAUUGCAGAAAUCAUGCCUAUUGAGAGUUUGGUAUCAGUGGUUUUCUACCGCGGUUUGACGAUGCAGAUGGCUGUUGAGCGCGACGAGCAAGGAAGGUCGAACUUCUCCAUGUGCGCCGUCGACCCGAGUCGGCUGUCGAAGUCUUUCAACGAAGCACGCCUGCAGUACUUGGUAUCGCUCAUUGCUAAAGAGACAGGCUGGUUGCUUGAAAUUGUAAACUACAAUGUCGCCAACUCUCAAUACGUCUGCGCGGGUGAUCUUCGAGCCCUCGACACCCUCUCCUCAUUGAUCGGCGAACUCAAGCGCCGUCAAUCUGACUUCCAGGCUAUUCUCCAGAAUACUCAACCCGAAGAGGAGAUUCGUGCCAGCGUAGUCGAUACACUCCACCAAUGCGCCAACGCCGCCAAAGCAAAGCCCCAACCUAUCCAGCUUGAGCGGGGAGUGGCUACCGUGCCACUCCGAGGAAUCGACGUGCCCUUCCACUCAUCCUUCCUUAGCCCAGGCAUUACAGCCUUCCGUGCAUGUCUCUACAAGUACAUUGACAAGGAUACGCUGGAUGCGGACCGCCUGGUGGGCAAGUAUAUCCCGAACCUGACGGCGCGGCCAUUUGAAGUCAGCGAAGGAUACUUCCGGCAGGUGUUCCGGUUGACAAAGUCACCGAUCAUUGCGAAGGUCUUGGCAGAGUGGCGAGAGUAUAUGGAUGGUGAGCGUGGGUUGGAAAAGGUCACUCAGUCUUCGGAGGUUGUCGUUGCAUAG